UUGAGUAACUGUUGUGACUCUGUGAACUGAGUCUGAGAAUGGACGUACCAAAGUAGUGUUUUGAAGUUUGGACAGGCACAUUUUGGAGCUCAAAUGGAUUCCAAGUAUCCACAGAAUUUCUAGAGUACUAUAGUACAGAAGAAUAAUAAUCCCGUGGCGUGAAUAUAACCCUCUGGCGCUGGCAGCGGUAUCUGGAGACGAGAGGUAGAGCUUGAAAUUAACUGCAAACAUGGCUAAUCAAGUUUCAAGCUUCACAGAUUCCAGUUUUGAUACAAGUUUUCCAGAUGAUGCAAGUGUCAGGAGUUUAUCAAGACAGAAUAGUGGUAUGUCAGAUGAUGACGAUGAUGCAGAGGCGUAUAGGAGUUACAAGGAUAGGAGAAGGAAUGCCCAUACUGCUGCCGAGCAGAAACGAAGAGAUGCUAUCAAGAAAGGGUAUGAAGACCUUCAGCUGAUUGUUCCUACAUGCCAACAGACUGAUCAAGUUGGAUCUCAGAAACUCAGUAAAGCUACUGUCUUACAGAGAUCAAUCGAUUACAUCCAGUAUCUUGUCCAACAAAAGAAGAAACAGGAAGAUGAAUUGGAGGCUCUUAGGAAAGAAGUAAUGGCACUGAAAAUUAUGAAAGCUAACUAUGAGCAGAUAGUGAAGGCUCACCAGAACACACCAGGCCGAGGACAGAACCAGGUCUCAGACCAAGUUAAGUUCAACGUGUUUAAAGCAAUCAUGGAUGCCCAGUUCCAAACCUUCAAUGCCUCAAUAUCCGUUGCUAGUUUUGCAGAGCUUUCAGCGUGUGUCUUCAGCUGGUUGGAAGAAUACUGCAAACCUCAGACGCUCCGAGAACUGGUAGCCGAGGUCUUGAGGAAAGCAAGUCAGAACCAACUUUAUUGAAUGAAUGUAAGGGAUUCCGCCAACAAUGCAAAAGGACUUGUACAAAGUAAAAAUU
This is a messenger RNA of Lytechinus variegatus (green sea urchin), 941 nucleotides long. RefSeq names its product max-like protein X (gene mlx). Gene Ontology annotation, cellular component: nucleus. Gene Ontology annotation, biological process: regulation of transcription by RNA polymerase II. Bases 230 to 886 code for a protein of 218 amino acids. Gene Ontology annotation, molecular function: protein dimerization activity; DNA-binding transcription factor activity, RNA polymerase II-specific; RNA polymerase II cis-regulatory region sequence-specific DNA binding. The transcript has 9 exons. The record is from RefSeq and is a predicted model, not a curated record. Lineage: Eukaryota; Metazoa; Echinodermata; Echinoidea; Temnopleuroida; Toxopneustidae.